Messenger RNA from Rotaria sordida, 2496 nucleotides. The record is from the annotation of a GenBank genome assembly. NCBI's taxonomy places the organism in Eukaryota, Metazoa, Rotifera, Eurotatoria, Philodinida, Philodinidae.
AUGUUAAAUCAAGAAGAAAUUCAUCGUUAUUUUAAUCAUCUAAGUGGAGCAAAACGUAUUGAAUUUUUAUAUGGCUUACUUCAUUUAUGUCAACCAUUAGAAUUACGAUAUUUAGGUACAUGUUUAGAAGAAAUAGCACGUAAAGAUUAUGAAUAUUUAUAUCAUGCUGAACAAAAAACAAAUCAUUUAUCAUCAUCAACAACUUCAUCUGUAUCAAGUAACAAUGAACAAAUAGAUGUUUUAUCUGAUGAAAAAUUAGAUUUAACUGAUCAAUUUACACGUGCACAUGCGAUUGUUGAUAUUGCUCUUCUUUGGGCAAAAAAUCGUGCGUGUGCUAUUCGAUUAUUUCGUCGUUUAAAAGCAAGUGAAAGUGUUAAAUUAGUUGAUAUGUUACUUGAACGUGAUGAUUUGGAUGAACGAACAAUGGAUGAAAUUUUAAUUAUAUUUUGUUUAGCUGCUAAUCAUCCAGCAUUUAGUUUUGAUAUGCGUACACAAAUGUCACAAAUAUUAAAAGAAUUAGAAAAACGACAAAGAAAAAUGAAAUUAUUACAAACCGUACAUAAUAAUAUAAAUGACGAUGAUACACUUGAUCAAUCAACAUAUUUAGGUUAUCAUACUUUACCAUCAUCAUCAAUACAUAAUUCAAGUACAUUAAGUGUACAUGCAUCACCUUUGUUGACUCGAUUAACUGUUGUGAAUUUUGAUACAGAUUCAACAUCGCUAAGAGUAUUAGUUAGAGCUGAUUGGUCAGAUAAUAAUUCAACACUUACUUGGAAAACUCCAAAUGACAUUCGUUCGUUUCAUUUACAAUUAUCAAAUAUUGUUUAUCAUGAUGAUGUACGUUUGGAACGUUUAAUGAAUAUUUCUGGUUAUUUACGUGAUAUUGGUUCAUCUACAGAACCUGAUAUUGAAUUAAUGAAGAAAAAUAUUGAAACUUACAUAGGACAUCUUGUCUAUUUUUCUUCAUAUAUAUCAACAAUAUCGACAUUAGCAAAAUUUUUUAAUUCAUCAUUAAAACUUAUUGAUUCGAAACAACGUUUAUUUAAUCCAAGUAAUACGUUUGAUGAUUCAUUAUCAUCAUCACCAUCGUAUUCUAAUGGAAUGACACCACUCCAAUGUGACAUACCGAUUCAACAACAAUCUGAUACUGAUAAUAAAACAUUAUGUUCACCAAAAUUAUCAAUAAGUAGUAAUAAAUCUAAACAACAAUUAGAUGUAGCUAAACAAGCUCGUUCAAUAAUUCCAACACAUAAUGGUACACAAACUGGAUUAGAAGUACGAUGUGAAGAAACUCAAACUGAUCGAAUGCCUGGACCUGGUUUUAUUCUUGCUGAACAUCAAGAUUAUCUUCGAAGAUAUUCAAUGGAUGAAUUAUCAAAAUUAACACCAAAUGAUCUUAUUGUUGAUGGACUUGAUUCAAGUACCGCUCAUUUACUUUGUGGUGCUUUAGAUGAUUUAAAACCAAUGAGUGUUCAUUUAAGUAAUAGUAAUAAAACGAUUCGUUCACCAUGUACUUUUCUUCAAAUUCCUUCGUCAUCAUCAUCUUCGUCACCACCAUUACCACCUUUGCUUGAUGCUGCUUUAAUGACUGUUGUACAAAAACAACAACAACAAGCAUCUCGUACAUCACCACUACCGCCACCAUCUAGUUCUGAUCGAAAUCAAUGCGAACACAUUUUAAUUAAUUUUGGCGGUGCUCGACCACCUUUAUCAUCAAGUUCAAGUCCAAAAUUACCUAAAACAGGAAAUAAUAAUGGUGUACCUCCUCUCCCCUUACCACCACCACCACCACCACCAUCAUCAUCAUCAUCUAAUUGUGCAUCCCAAAAUCAACAUCAUGUACCAUUAUUAACUACACAUUCAUUUCUUUAUAAUCCAAUUGAACCUUGUAUAUUUCCAAUAGCUAUUCCACCCGGUUUUCCAUCAGCAUCACCUGAUUUUAUAAGAUUAUUUGCUCCAAAUAUGACAGUAACUAAUACAAAUAAUACAUCAGGUGCUAAUUUUAUUACAAAUUCAAAUAGUUCACAAGGAUUUGUAUCUAAUUCUCGUUCAACAACACAAUCAAAUAGUACGAAUACACAAUCAGAACAACAUACACAAAAUCUUCAUCAUCCACCUCCACCAACUAUUUCUCGUUAUCAACAAUCCAAUUAUCGCCAUAGACAACAUUAUCAAGUAGACUCACAUCAAUUUCAACAAAAUUCAUGUUUUCCCUAUCAUCAUCAACAACGACAAUCACAAACAAUCUACUCACAACAGCAACAACAACAACAACACAGUCGACCAAAAGCAUGUUAUACUUGUGGUGAUAUUGGUCAUCUAGCGUUUGCCUGUCCUGAACAGUAUUUAUCCGAUUCAACUUACUCCCAUAAUACUAGAGAUGGUUAUAAACUUGAUUAUCGACCAAGACAAAAUACACCAACAAAUCUUCAUCAACAACAAAGGCAAAUGCGUUCAAAUUCAAUAACAAAAACUAAACUUCGAGACAACAGUUAA